CGCACUUUGCACAGCUACGAUGGUCACAGCCCCCGCCCGAGCCCUGUGCGCAGGCUUCAUGUUGCAGGUUGUAGGCCUCCCGCUGGCGCGAGCGUUUUGUAGCUCGGCCCCUCGGCCGGGAAGGGCUUACAGAGGGGGACUGGCCGCCCUGGCUCUUCAACAGCAAGUCAGCAGCAGCAACAACAGGAGAAGCAGCAGCAGCAGCGACAGCGUUGCCGCGAGGACGCCGGCAGGGCGGCUCUGCAUGAGCACCGACGCGCCCCCGGCGGCCGAGAAGGCACCCGCCGGGAUGGAGGAAGAGGUCGAUCCAGGAGAGGUAGCCGGGCUGCGGAUCCUCAAGUACCCGCAUCCGGCGUUGCGAGCGGAGAACGAGGAGAUCGAGGUGUUCGACGACGACCUGAAGAAGCUCGCCAGGGACAUGUUCAAGAUCAUGUACGCGGCUAAGGGUGUCGGGCUGGCCGCUCCUCAGGUCGGAGUGAACAAGCGACUCAUGGUCUUCAACCCGGAGGGCGAUGCAAAGAACUGGCUGGACGAAGCUAUCCUCGUGAACCCGAAGAUCGUCGCCUCCGGAAAGGGGAAAAUCACGGCAGAAGAGGGCUGCCUAUCGUUCCCGGGGAUGGAGGGAAAGGUGGAGCGGCGGAACUGGGUCAAGGUGGAGGCGGUAAACGCCAAGGGGAAGAAGGUGAAGAAGAAAUACACCGACUGGACCGCUAGAAUAUUCCAGCACGAGUACGACCACUUGGACGGGACGGUGUACAUCGACCACCUCUCGCCGUCCGAGAGGGAAAAGGUGCAGCCCGUGCUGGACAAGCUCGUGAGCGACUUCGGUGAGGACGGAGCGUUGUGAUUUUCGCUAUGGUCACGCGGAUCCAACAAGACUAACGCAACGGGGCGUGCAAGAGAGAGGGGGGGAGGGGGGUAGAGAGAGAGAGAUCCGUUCUGAACGCGAGGAACCCAGGCGCGUAGAGGGAGAGAGAGAGAGGGAGAAAUAUUCUCUCUGAACGCGAGGAACCUCGCAGCAGCUUCCCGGUGGCGUGACUCCAAUCAUGAGGAGGAUUGUUUUCCCUUCCGAGGUUCCAACCCCAGGGAAAUAUGUACGUUUAUGAAGUGUGUGUUUUCAGUCAUUUUUGUGACGACGUUUUUCUUUUCAUUGGUACGGCAGAUAAUUCUUUGAGCUCACGAAAGCUACUUACACG
Messenger RNA from Ectocarpus sp. CCAP 1310/34, 1196 nucleotides. NCBI's taxonomy places the organism in Eukaryota, Phaeophyceae, Ectocarpales, Ectocarpaceae. The record is from the annotation of a GenBank genome assembly.